AUGGCCCAGGCUUUUGAGGAGAUUUUGGACUAUAUGGGCACCAGCUGCAAAUAUUGGGAUUUGUUCAGUAUGACUCUGGACCCCAACACAGCCCAUCCUGACCUAGCACUGUCUAAAGGUCAAAGACAAGUGACUUACAGACAACGCCACAAGAAUCUUGAGGCUUCUACCAAGAGAUUUUCUGUUUUACCCUGUGUCCUGGGCUGUAAGGAAUUUACUUCAGGAAGAUAAUACUUCCAAGUGUCUGUUGAGAACACAACCUCUUGGGAUGUGGAAAUCUGCGUAGAGGAUGUGCCAAGGGGCUUUGACAUGAAGAAGGAGCCUGAGUUUGGAUUCUGGACCAUAAGAAUGUGUGAAGAGGGUGGGCUUGCAGCCCUCACUUCCACCCCUACUCCCCUUCACCUGAGUGAGAAGCCACAGCUCGUGGGAGAUUUUCUAGACUAUGAGACUGGAGUUGUAACCUUUUACAAUGCAACCAGUGGUUCCCAUAUCUUCACCUUCCCCAAGGCUUCCUUCUGGGAUACUCUGAAGCCCCUUUUCCAGGUUUAUGAAAAUACUUCUUUGUUUCUGCCUGGCAGAAUUGAUCGAGGGAAGAGGUAAAGUCCCCAUGGUGUAAGUAGCACAGAAAAUGCAUAAAUCCCAUAAGGCAAAAACUUGGAUGUUUUUCUUCAUUGCUAUUCCAGUGCUUUUAAUAAACUUUCAAUAAAUGUGCUCUGAUUUGAUUGAUGGAAAGGGUAAAAAUACCAUACAUGGCCAGUUUCAGUGAGACGAAAGCAAAAUAAUAGUAGUGAUUAUAUAUUUUCUUCUCCUUCCCUUUUGUACAGUGGUUCUCAACUU
Myodes glareolus (Bank vole) is the source of this 837-nucleotide messenger RNA. Lineage: Eukaryota; Metazoa; Chordata; Mammalia; Rodentia; Cricetidae. The record is from RefSeq and is a predicted model, not a curated record.